CAAAAAUGUUCAGACGUGUGCUCACUAUUGUACAAGCUCAUUGUAAACUGGGCCUGACUGCUACCCUGGUCAGAGAAGAUGAUAAAAUUGUUGACCUGAACUUCCUGAUUGGACCAAAGCUCUAUGAAGCCAACUGGAUGGAGCUGCAGAACAGUGGCUACAUUGCUAAAGUCCAGUGUGCUGAGGUUUGGUGCCCAAUGUCACCUGAAUUUUAUAGAGAAUACGUAGCUAUCAAGACAAAGAAACGGAUACUGCUGUACACCAUGAACCCGAAUAAAUUCAGAGCCUGCGAGUUCCUGAUAAAGUUUCAUGAGCGACGGAACGAUAAAAUCAUCGUGUUUGCUGACAACGUGUUUGCUCUGAAGGAGUACGCCAUCAGACUUGGGAAACCCUAUAUAUAUGGUCCUACUACGCAAGGAGAAAGAAUGCAAAUUCUACAAAACUUCAAGCACAACCCAAAAAUUAACACUAUUUUCAUCUCCAAGGUAGGUGACACGUCCUUUGAUUUGCCAGAAGCCAACGUUCUGAUUCAGAUUUCAUCCCAUGGUGGGUCUCGAAGACAGGAGGCUCAAAGACUGGGACGAGUGCUGAGAGCCAAAAAAGGCAUGGUUGCAGAGGAAUACAACGCCUUUUUUUAUUCCCUCGUAUCCCAAGACACUCAGGAGAUGGCAUACUCAACCAAGCGACAACGGUUUCUUGUAAAUCAAGGUUAUAGCUUCAAGGUAAUAACAAAGCUUGCAGGUAUGGAUGAAGAACAGCUUUCAUUUUCAACCAGAGAAGAACAGCAGCUGCUUCUCAAUAAAGUCCUGCAAGCAUCUGACCUGGAUGCUGAGGAGGAAGUAGUCGCUGGAGAAUAUGGUUCAAAGUCGGUUCAGGUGUCGCGGCGUACGGGCACAAUGAGCUCCCUGUCAGGAGCAGAUGACACGGUUUACAUGGAAUACCACUCUUCCCGGAGCAAGGCGUCUUCAAACAAGCACAUCCAUCCGCUCUUCAAACGCUUCCGGAAAUGACGUCCUUCGUGUUCGCGUGUUGUGAAGACUGCGGAUCCGUGCAUCUGUUUCCAUAACGAAGAACAUGGAGUUGAAAUGCUGACAAGUGUUCGAAAAGACUUUUUUCAUAUGGAUCUACAUAGCCACAUGUUUACGUAGCAACAUACGUGCUGUCAU
Mesitornis unicolor (brown roatelo) is the source of this 1166-nucleotide messenger RNA. Its product is annotated as TFIIH basal transcription factor complex helicase XPB subunit. Lineage: Eukaryota; Metazoa; Chordata; Aves; Mesitornithiformes; Mesitornithidae. Gene Ontology annotation, biological process: nucleotide-excision repair; transcription initiation at RNA polymerase II promoter. Gene Ontology annotation, cellular component: transcription preinitiation complex; nucleotide-excision repair factor 3 complex; transcription factor TFIIH holo complex. The record is from RefSeq and is a predicted model, not a curated record. The annotation marks the transcript as partial. Gene Ontology annotation, molecular function: 3'-5' DNA helicase activity. The transcript has 7 exons.